This is a messenger RNA of Mesocricetus auratus (golden hamster), 1943 nucleotides long. It is a transcript of the gene Tubb4a, whose product is annotated as tubulin beta 4A class IVa. Gene Ontology annotation, molecular function: structural constituent of cytoskeleton; GTPase activity; GTP binding. Gene Ontology annotation, biological process: mitotic cell cycle; microtubule cytoskeleton organization. The coding region runs from base 134 to 1468 and encodes 444 amino acids. The transcript has 4 exons. Gene Ontology annotation, cellular component: microtubule; cytoplasm. The record is from RefSeq and is a predicted model, not a curated record. NCBI's taxonomy places the organism in Eukaryota, Metazoa, Chordata, Mammalia, Rodentia, Cricetidae.
UACGGCUCCGCUGAUAUAGAAGCGCCCGGGGACGCAGAGACAGCUCCGCAGCCACCUCAUCCGGUCUCCAGAGCCAGAGCCACAGAGGCCCGUCAACACCGGCCCAUCUGCGGGUACCAGCAGCGCCACCACCAUGCGGGAAAUCGUGCACCUGCAAGCCGGGCAAUGCGGCAACCAGAUCGGGGCCAAGUUCUGGGAAGUUAUCAGUGAUGAACACGGCAUCGACCCCACCGGGACCUAUCACGGGGAUAGUGACCUCCAGUUGGAAAGAAUCAAUGUCUACUACAAUGAGGCCACAGGUGGAAAUUAUGUUCCCAGAGCCGUGCUGGUUGACCUGGAACCUGGCACCAUGGACUCCGUCCGCUCCGGCCCUUUUGGCCAGAUCUUCAGGCCAGACAACUUUGUGUUCGGUCAAUCCGGAGCCGGCAACAACUGGGCCAAGGGUCACUACACGGAGGGCGCGGAGUUAGUGGACGCGGUCCUGGACGUGGUGCGGAAGGAGGCGGAAAGCUGUGACUGUCUGCAGGGCUUCCAGCUCACACACUCGCUGGGCGGCGGCACCGGCUCCGGCAUGGGGACCCUGCUCAUCAGCAAGAUCCGGGAGGAGUUCCCGGACAGGAUCAUGAACACCUUCAGCGUGGUGCCGUCGCCCAAGGUGUCCGACACGGUGGUGGAGCCCUACAACGCCACGCUGUCGGUGCACCAGCUGGUGGAGAACACCGACGAGACCUACUGCAUCGACAACGAGGCCCUGUACGACAUCUGCUUCCGCACGCUCAAGCUCACCACGCCCACCUACGGGGACCUCAACCACCUGGUGUCAGCCACCAUGAGCGGGGUGACCACCUGCCUGCGCUUCCCAGGCCAGCUCAACGCGGAUCUUCGGAAGCUGGCGGUGAACAUGGUGCCCUUCCCUCGCCUGCAUUUCUUCAUGCCGGGAUUCGCGCCCCUGACCAGCCGGGGCAGCCAGCAGUACCGGGCCCUCACCGUGCCCGAGCUCACCCAGCAGAUGUUCGACGCCAAGAACAUGAUGGCCGCGUGCGACCCGAGGCACGGCCGCUACCUGACGGUGGCUGCCGUCUUCCGGGGGCGCAUGUCCAUGAAGGAGGUGGACGAGCAGAUGCUGAGCGUGCAGAGUAAGAACAGCAGCUACUUCGUGGAGUGGAUCCCCAACAACGUCAAGACGGCCGUGUGUGACAUCCCCCCUCGGGGCCUGAAGAUGGCAGCCACCUUCAUCGGCAACAGCACCGCCAUCCAGGAGCUCUUCAAGCGCAUCUCGGAGCAGUUCACCGCCAUGUUCCGGCGCAAGGCCUUCCUGCACUGGUACACGGGCGAGGGCAUGGACGAGAUGGAGUUUACGGAAGCAGAGAGCAACAUGAACGACCUGGUGUCCGAGUACCAGCAGUACCAGGAUGCCACGGCCGAGGAGGGCGAGUUCGAGGAGGAGGCCGAAGAGGAGGUGGCCUAAGCCUCCUGCUGCCGUCGCUCUGCCCCUGCGGCCCACCAGCGAAGCUUUGACCCCAAGCGGCCCCACCCCCUCGGAUCCCGGGAGGGUCUUCCUUGUGCCCCACUAACACUGUCCACGCCUAGAACCCUGUUGCUUAACUUGCUUCACCCCGCUUUCUCUCCAACCCUGCCUGGAAGGGUUCUCCUAAUUCCCAUGACUCCCGCCCCCCACACCCACACUUCACCUCCGACGGCGCUUCCCCGUACUCUGAACCGUUCCCCACCUCUGACAUCCUCAGAUACCUCUCUAGAUCUUGAGUUACGUUUCCCCAUGCCCCGAGCGCCCUCCCUGGUGCUCAGUUGCUACCAGCUUGGCUUUACCAGGGAAGAGCAGGAAGGAGAGGAAAGAGAGGCCUGUGGCCUGGGGUGACAGAGCUCCUCCCCGCUGCCUACCCCACCCUGCUCUCUGAUGAUCAAUAAAUGAGUCAUUGCUUUGA